Messenger RNA from Perognathus longimembris pacificus (Pacific pocket mouse), 1149 nucleotides. Its product is annotated as anaphase-promoting complex subunit 2-like. The coding region runs from base 1 to 1032 and encodes 343 amino acids. The record is from RefSeq and is a predicted model, not a curated record. Gene Ontology annotation, cellular component: anaphase-promoting complex. The transcript has 4 exons. NCBI's taxonomy places the organism in Eukaryota, Metazoa, Chordata, Mammalia, Rodentia, Heteromyidae.
AUGGCCGACGCCGCGCUCCCCGUUCCAACCGCCGCCCGCGGAGCCCCCCGGACGCAUGCGCCUGGCCCGCGCCCGCGUCUCCCCGAGUGGCGUCAUCGCCCCGCGCCUCUGGCGUGCGUCGUGACAGCGCGCCACGCUCGGCCCUGCGUCACUGCCGCGCGCUGCGCGGCGCCGAGACGCGCUGGGCGGGCCCGGGGGCUGUGGGUGCAGAUGGAGGCCGACGUGGCGGCUGCGGCCGGGGUCGCCGACUCCGUGCCUGGACAGGAGCUCUUGGUGGCCUGGAAUACCGUGAGCACCGGACUGGUGCCGCCGGCUGUGCUGGGGCUGGCAUCCUCCCGGACCUGCGGUGCGGUCCCGCCCAAGGAGGAAGAGCUCCGUGCGGCCGUGGAAGUCCUGAGGGGCCACGGUCUGCACUCAGUCCUGGAGGAGUGGUUCGUGGAAGUGCUGCAGAACGACUUGCAGGCCAACAUCUCCCCCGAGUUCUGGAAUGCCAUCUCCCAGCGGGAGAACGCGGUCGACGAGCCCCAGUGCCUUCUGCUGCUCCUCGACGUGUUUGGUCUGCUAGAGAGCCGCCUGGAUCCCUACCUGCGUAGCCUAGAGCUCCUGGAAAAAUGGACUCGCCUGGGCUUGCUAAUGGGCACUGGCGCUCAAGGGCUUCGGGAAAAGGUCCACACCAUGUUGCGGGGAGUCUUAUUCUUUUCCACACCCAGGACCUUCCAGGAGAUGGUCCAGCGCCUCUAUGGGCGCUUCCUGCGGGUCUACAUGCAGAGUAAGAGAAAAGGUGAAGGAGGCACAGACCCAGAACUAGAGGGGGAUUUGGACAGCAGGUAUGCCCGCCGCCGCUACUACCGACUCCUGCAAAGCCCUCUGUGUGCAGGAUGUGGCAGUGACAAGCAGCAGUGCUGGUGCCGCCAGGCACUGGAGCAGUUCCACCAGCUCAGCCAGGUCCUCUCUCCUGACAGCCAGGGACAUGACCAUAGGUAUCCCUGUAUAGCAGGUUCACACCCAAACCUAGGUCUAGGCACAGGCUGAGUUUGCUGGAGCGGGUCAGUGCUGAGGCGGUGACCACCACCCUGCAUCAGGUGACCCGAGAGAGGAUGGAAGAUCGCUGCCGCGGCGAGUACGAACGUUCCUUUCUGCGGGAGUUCC